Molecule: messenger RNA, 5655 nt
Organism: Caenorhabditis remanei
Lineage: Eukaryota; Metazoa; Nematoda; Chromadorea; Rhabditida; Rhabditidae
Exons: 27
Coding region: 1-5655 (1884 amino acids)
Biological process (GO): homophilic cell-cell adhesion
Cellular component (GO): plasma membrane
Molecular function (GO): calcium ion binding
Source: RefSeq, a predicted model, not a curated record
AUGCUGCUCAAACAACUAUUACUAACCUUCACGAUAUCUAUUGGACUUGCCAGCAGUGCUUGUUUCGACAACGGUGACAAAGAGAUUCAAGGAGGAUGUUAUAAGUUUGUGCCACAGAAGUUGACUUGGAACGAUGCUCGGAAUUGGUGUCACUAUCAGAAUCCGGUUACAGCAAGUUACUUGGCAUAUGUACCAAAUCAGUUUACCUCCAACUUUCUAGCUUCCUAUGCCCGCUCUGCUUUUGGAACUGAUGACGGAAACUUCUGGAUUGGCCUGAGUAGAUCAUCUAACGGCUCUUGGACAUGGGACAACGGAUUCCCCGUUGGUUUUACUAAUUUCGGACCUCAAAAUGGGCAAAACUACGGGGCGGAGAGCAUUGUCAACGCCAAAUGGAACGCUUAUGGCUCUUCGGACAAGUUCUUCUUCGUGUGCAGUUACGAUCCAGCGGCACCACCAACAUUCCCACCACCACAGUCGACGACAACAAGUAGUCCGGUUGCAGUGUCUACACAGGCGGUCCCUACGACUACAGUUUUACUCAAUGCAACUGAGUCAACGUGGAGUUCAACAACAAUCGACGACAUAUGGUCCGAUUGGUCUGAUUGCGGUGUCUACACAUGCGGUCCCUACGACAACAGUCUAAUUUGUGCGGCACCACUAACACUCCCACCACAACAGUCGACGACAUAUGCUCCGAUUGCAGUGUCAACACAUGCGGUCCCUACGACUUCAGAUUCCGCUUCCCAUCUGCUCAUCGAACCCUCAUUCCUCCUGGUCGAAGAAGAUUGGCCAGUGGGGACACACCUCCCAGUGACGUUAUGUCCGAAGAAUGUCAAAAUACUGUCCGGUGACCCGUCAAACUACUUCAAAGUUGUCAAAAUCAAUGAGACAUGCUCGACACUGCAAUUGAAUUUGGCACUGGAUGCUGAUAAGGAAAACGCCGACGGUCUACGCGGACAAUCGUUUUCGCUCGUCAUUGCGGGACCGAAAAAGUCGAGAGCCACGUUGGAAGUUCAGGUAGUCGAUGUCAACGAUAACGCUCCAAUCUUCACCAACACUCCCAGUACAUUUGAAAUAUCUGAAAACGCUGAAAUUGGCACGGAGCUCUUCAAGAUAUCAACACUGGACCCCGACACUGGAAUCUCUGGGAUUUCUCGGUUUUCUAUAGAAGGCGACGAGAAUUUCCGUUUGGACAAACGGAAGUGUUCCAAUGGAAAAUGCUCUACUCUCCUGCGUCUCGCCAAGACACUCGACUUUGAAAGCAAACCCAUCCACACCUUCAAUAUCACCGCCAAGGAUGGGGAUCCUCACUCGAAUCGGACACAUACCGUAGCCCAUACUGUUACAGUACACGUCAAAAAUGAGAAUGACGAACCGCCGAAAUUCGUCACCGAUUUAUCCCAAACCUUCCAAGUUCCGAAAUCUCUCAAAUCUGGGGAUACUGUAACCAGAAUCGAGGCUAUCGACGUCGAAAACUCUGACGGCGACGUGCGAAUCGAGUUGGCUGAAAACCCCAAUUUCCAAGUGGACUCAAAAUCUGGAGCACUGAUUCUGAAAGCUCUCCCAACUACAGAUGACGUCAUAACCCUCAAAAUAACAGCGAUGUCAUCAAAAAACCAAAAGUCAAAAGAAGCUGAAAUUCGGCUGAAAUUGGGUGAUGAAAAAGGGGCGGAGCCUAAAAUUGAGAGUCAGGAGAAAGCCAGCGGAGAGCUUUGCGAGUUCCCGAUAUAUGAGGCUUAUUUGAUUCAAGGAACCGGACAAUUUUCCACGCCUUUGAAGAUUAAGACACUGAAAUCGGUGGUUGAGGAAAAGCCUCGUCUAAUCGGUGGCUCUGAAAGUUUCGAUUUGGAAAUCUUGGAUGAUUUCCACGUGGAAUUGAAAAUACUGAACUCCGAAACGAUCGCGGCUCAAAGUUUGGACAACGCUCAGCUACUCGUCAAAUCGCCUUUCGGUCAGUGCCGUAUCGUCCUCCGCUCGUUGGCUCCGCCCACUUUGACCCCAAAACAAGCCUCGCCCCCUCCGAAACCGAGCUCCCCCCCGAAAUUUGAGAAGACUGAAUAUCAAUUUCAAGUGGUCGAGAAUCGGGAACCUACAGUACUCGGAGAGGUCAAAGUGGUGGCUGACGGCCCUGUGACCUUUGAAUUGUUGGGUGAAAAUGCCGCAAAAUUUGAAAUUUCGAAAAGUGGAGAGAUUCAGAAUUUGGAGAAAAUCGACAGAGAAGAAGUGGAGAAAUUUGAGUUGGUGGUGAAGGCAACGGAUCAGAAUGGCGCCUCUACUAAGUCACAACUCACAAUUCACGUAAAAGACGAAAACGACAACUCUCCGAUAUUCGAAAAAGAUCACUAUCUGAUCACAGUGGAUGAGGGAAAAAGUGAAAAGCUCAAAAUCUCGGCCACGGAUUCAGACUCUGGAAAAAACGGUCAAAUCGUGUAUUCAAUUGAUCAAAAAAUUGAUGAUCUACCAAUCGAUAUCUCACCCGACGGGAUGUUGUUCAUUGGAGCGAUUGAUCGAGAAGCUAUGGGGAAUUCAAAGAACGAAGUGAAUCUGACGGUGACGGCGUCGGAUUCUGGAGAACCUAGAAGGAGUUCAAGUGUCGUCGUGACGAUUAGAGUGAAGGACAUCAACGACAACGCUCCGAUAUUUUCCAACUCCCGCUAUUCGAUUCCUCUCGACGCGAACAUCUUUCCCGGUGGAAUCAUCGGACGUCUUCAGGCGACGGAUUCAGAUGCCACGUCGCCCAAUAACUAUGUCACGUACACCUCGGAAAACCCGCAAUUCAAGGUUUCUGAUUCCGGAGAAAUAGUGUUCAUUGGACCUGGAAUAUUGGAGAAAAACGUGAAUUUGGAGUUCAAUGUGACCGCUUCAGAUGGAGGGGACCCGACGAAUCAGGCAGUGGCUCAAGUGGUUCUGAAUGAGCAUAGAGCGAUGAAAUCGAUUGAAAACGAGCUCACAACUCAGAUAAAUAGCAAUGAUACCGGUGGAGAGAAGUCUGAAAUAAAAUGGCUCAACGCGGGUAUGCCUGGAUACACCUACGAGAUAAUUCGCGCCUCCGCCGACGGGUUUUCCGACUCCGAAGUGGCCACGUGGAUAUCAAUCGACGCGAAAUCCGGCAGAAUCCACACCAUCAAAAAGGUGGAUCCAUCGAAAGUGAAGCAGAUCAAACUACACAUUUCAAUGAGAAAAGGAAAACGCGAAGUGCCCGUGGAACUUAUUAUCAACGUGAUGGACACAGAUGACAUUACCCCAGUCUACAGUAAUCCUACAGUACCCCGGAAGUUCACUUCUAGCGAAUCGGUUACUGUAGGUACAAUAGUCGGGGAUAUGGCGGUGGGUGGAGUCAAGGAAGGAGAUGAAUUGAAAUAUAAUCUGAAAAUCGUGUCGGGACCCAAAGGAAAACUACAAAUCGAUCGAUACGGACUGCUUCGAGUGGUCAAACCGUUGGACUUCGAAAGUGAAAAAUUGAUAAAGGGGACUGUUGAAGCACUUGUUCUGAAAAACUCGAAAUCCGCCGUGGCACCGUUCCAACUAACAAUUCAAGACGCUAACGACAAUCGACCAAUAUUCAAAAACUCGUCCGUGUUCACCGUCUCUAUCUACGAAAAUUCAGUGUUGGGUACUGUACUCGACCUACCGUACCCUCUGGCAACGGAUCGGGAUUCCAGCAACAACUCCACUAUCCGCCUCGUCGCCCCAUUGGACUUUGAGACCCAACGUGUCCACUCGCUUAGCAUUAAAUGCGUGGAUAACCAGGGUCGUGAUCCCCAUCACGAAGUGUUCGCCUCGGUUACUGUAACCGUAAUCGACGUGAACGAUAACCCACCGGUUAUUCAUAACACAGACUUGACACAUUUAUCAAUUGAAGAGGAUGCUCAAAUCGGUCAAGUGGUUACUGUACUUGUGAUCUCCGAUUCAGAUGAAGGAGGCGUUCAGAAUACUGAAAUCGACGUAAACUCAACGUUAUUCCACGUAGAUCACGAGAAGAAACUUAUCGUUCAAUCGCCUCUAAAGGGACACGCAGGACAACGCAUCUGUUCUACAGUAACCGCACGUGACCCGGGAGGACUCACCGCCACAUCACCGUACUGUGUUACAGUAUACCCCGCUAAAAAUACGCAUCACAAUCCGCUGGUCGUGUUGCCGAAACAGAAUUCGAUACACUAUUUUGAUGAGAAUAUUGUGUAUGAGGAGUUGUUGAAGGUGAAAGUGCUGGAAGAAGAAGGGGAGAGAGAGAAUGUCACGUUCCGGUUGGAUGAGAUGUUCAAGAAGGACUGGCAAAUGUUCACUAUCGGAGAAACCAACGGAAGUCUUCGUGCCCGCCAGCCAUUCGAUUUCGAGAAGAAGACGGUUCAUGAGAUAAAGAUCCUGGCAUGCCGCGUGGAUAAUUGCACCUCAACCCAUUUAUUCAUUUCGGUGAAUGACCGUAAUGACAACUGUCCAAUGUUCCCCAAACAGGACGUCCGUCUCACCGUACUGGAAAACGAAAAGGGCAAACGACAAGUCGGCCGGAUUCCUGCCGCUUUGGACUCGGAUUUCCAUUCGGACAACACUAAAGUGUGCUAUACCACUGACACGCCCAUUUUCUUCUUUGCUGACCCAACUCUGCCAAUCCUCUUCACGAAUUCUAGUUUUGAUAGGGAACACAAAAAACAGCAUCAGAUUACGAUCACCGCCUACGACUGUCACCUUUCGUGCCGAGACCCUCAUAAACCGAUCAAUGGAACCAUUGUCGCUCUAAUCGACGUCAUCGAUGUGAACGAUAACUUCCCGAAAUUCUCUGAAAAAAUCUACACGACUACGAUAGUCCAGGGACACGUCACCGCGGGAAGUCAUGUUUUGACAGUGCAAGCGACGGAUUUGGAUGAAGAAUUGGAGGGAUUAAAGUAUAGUAUACGGGGAUUCGUUAGGUCACCGAGUCAGUCCUUCACCCCCUCCGAGUCUCCCAUCACUAUCGACAAGUCAUCUGGAGAGAUCACUGCCAAUGAACUUCUCAAAGACUCCUCCUACUCGUUCACAGUGGUAGUCACCGAUGGGGCGGGGCAUGAGGAUACCGCGUCUGUUAUGAUCUCUGUGGUCACAUACGCUCAACAAACGGAGCUUGUGUUCGAUGCACCAUUUGAGUUGGUCAUAAAAAAUGAGAAGAAAAUUGCGGAAAACCUCUCCAACGCCACCGGCCUCCAAACCAUCGUCGACAAGUGUCGUCAGAACUCAAAUUUCACUCUGAUGCUAGUCCACUUCAUGGAUCGAGACGGACAAUUUGUGAACGUGGAUCGAGCCGUGAAUCUUCUGAUGACGUCAUCAGCAGAUUCUAGGAGAGAGCUGAGAAGUGUCUAUGGCCUACGUGAGGCCUUCCCACCAGUGCCUAUCCCAUCAAGAGUGCCUCAGUAUAUUUUGAUCGCCGUAUUACUAUUCUUUGCCAUUUCCAUCUUCUCCAUGUGUAUUUGGUGUCGACAACGAAAUAAUUAUGAGCGGAAGUUGAGACAUAUUUCAGCUCAAGCGUCUACAGUACAUACAGUAACCCUGGGAAGGGGUGGGAAGCAUGGCUCCAACCCCGCCUACGGAGAGAUCCCAAUCGUCACUCGACACCAUCCGCCACCGGCUCCGCCUCCUCCGACGUCUUCUGGAGCUUCUGUGAAUCUUCAAUCUACUGAAUUGUAA